Camellia sinensis is the source of this 2098-nucleotide messenger RNA. Its product is annotated as flavonoid 3',5'-hydroxylase 2. Gene Ontology annotation, molecular function: monooxygenase activity; oxidoreductase activity, acting on paired donors, with incorporation or reduction of molecular oxygen; heme binding. Lineage: Eukaryota; Viridiplantae; Streptophyta; Magnoliopsida; Ericales; Theaceae. The record is from RefSeq and is a predicted model, not a curated record.
UUAUUCUAAGUAUAAUCCAAGGGUCACAAAGCUUUCAUGAUUAUUUUCAUGAAAGAUUUUUCAUAAUACCUAACAUUGUUAUUGUAUAAAUCAUAGCUCCCAGUUCCCACUAGUGUUCACCAAAACACUCAACCAGGUAGUGCUUUGCUUGCCCUAGUUCAAACUAUCCCCAAUGGCCCUAGACACAGUCUUCCUGCUUCGUGAGCUCUCUUUUGCAACUCUCGUCAUCCUCAUCACUCACAUUUUCAUGCGCUCCAUCCUCACUAAACCCCUCCGUAUGCUCCCCCCCGGCCCAACAGGGUUGCCACUCAUUGGUGCCAUUCCCCACCUAGGUUCCAUGCCACAUGUUGCUCUAGCUAAAAUGGCUAAAAUAUACGGACCCAUAGUCUACCUCAAAAUGGGCACUUGUGGGAUGGUGGUUGCAUCGACUCCAGACUCAGCUCGAGCCUUUCUCAAAACCCUAGACUUGAAUUUCUCAAACCGCCCACCUAAUGCCGGUGCAACCCACUUAGCCUACGGUGCUCAGGACAUGGUUUUUGCAGAUUAUGGACCUAGAUGGAAGUUACUGAGGAAACUAAGUAACUUGCACAUGCUUGGUGGCAAGGCUCUUGAGAAUUGGGCUCAGGUCCGAUCCUCUGAGCUUGGUCACAUGUUAAAAGCUAUGUACGAUUUGAGUUGUCGCCGUGAGCCAGUGGUGGUAGCGGAGAUGUUGUGUUAUGCAAUGGCAAAUAUGAUCGGACAAGUGAUACUUAGCCGACGAGUGUUUGAAACGAAGGGAUCGGAGUCAAAUGAGUUCAAGGACAUGGUGGUGGAGCUCAUGACCACCGCAGGCUAUUUUAACAUUGGAGAUUUCAUACCAUCGAUUGCGUGGAUGGACUUGCAGGGAAUAGAGCGUGGGAUGAAGAGGUUGCACAAGAAGUUUGAUGUGUUGAUAACAAAGAUGAUAGAGGAACACAAGGCUUCGGCUUAUCAGCGCAAGGAAACGCCAGAUUUUCUUGAUGUUUUCAUGGAUUCAACAUAUAAAAUUGAAGUAAUUGAAGAGAAGCUCAACACGACCAACAUCAAGGCACUACUCUUGAACUUAUUCACUGCUGGCACCGACACAUCAUCAAGCAUAAUAGAGUGGGCGCUAGCCGAAAUGUUGAAAGACCCAAAAAUCCUCAACCGAGCACACGACGAGAUGGAUCGGGUCAUCGGUCGAAACCGACGGCUACAAGAAUCCGACCUACCCAAACUCCCAUACUUACAAGCCAUUUGCAAAGAAACAUUUCGAAUGCACCCUUCAACUCCUCUCAAUCUUCCCAGAGUCUCUGCCCAAGCUUGCCGAGUGAAUGGUUAUUACAUUCCAAAAAACACUAGACUCAGUGUCAACAUUUGGGCCAUAGGCCGAGACCCUGAUGUGUGGGAAAGGCCAUUAGAGUUCAUUCCUGAUAGAUUUUUGAGUGGAAAGAAUGCAAAGACUGAUCCGCGUGGGAACGAUUUUGAGCUGAUUCCAUUUGGAGCUGGAAGGAGGAUCUGUGCCGGUACUAGAAUGGGGAUUGUGCUUGUUGAGUACAUUUUGGGCUCUUUGGUUCACUCUUUUGAUUGGAAAUUGGCUGAUGAUGGAGUUGAGCUGAACAUGGAUGAGAGUUUCGGACUCGCUCUGCAGAAGGCUGUGCCUCUUUCGGCUAUGGUGUCUCCUAGGUUGCCUCCAAAUGCUUAUGCUGGUUAAGCCCUACAUAGCUUAAGAUCAUAUAUGAAUAAAGAUGAUUUGCUUUGUGCCUUUUUGUUUUUGGUGGAAUUGCACAUGGGGAGCAAAAAUAAAAAUAAUUAUAAAAUUAUGGACGUGCAAAUGGGUCUGUGCUCUAGAGCAUAACUCUCGUUACACUUUCAUAUUCUUGUAAUUAUUUUUAUGCUUUCCACUAAUUGUAAUUCUUCAUUAUUUCUCUUUUGAUGUGUCUCUACGUACAUUUUGAGGAUACACCCUACACUAUGUAUCCGAUUGUUGUGGUGUGUUUGUUGGGAUUUUGGAUGCAGGUAUCAAAAUAAAAUGCUUGAAAAAACAUGGUGUAGCCCCACAUCGGUGUUGGAUUUUGUGAAUUAAUUUUAUGUUCUUUCA